UGGCGAGAGCUACGAAAUCGAGCAGCGUAUCUCCGCUUGCAUAUCUAAUUUUCCUAAUUCAAAAUACCUAAUAUUGCGGCGGCAGCUAUUGAAUAGAGUGUGCCAGUUUCGCGACUUCGAGCGCGCGCCAAAGGCAGAAUGAGCCGCCACGACUGCCCUGGUACAAAUCUACGACUAUCUCAGGUGCAGGACGAAGAUCUGAAGUCAUAUAUACGGCGAUGCGACGAUAUAGGGAUGCCCUGCCUGAUGCUGCAGUUAAUAGGCGCUGCCCAGUACAUCAUUGAUCGCGCGCAUCCUAACGGCAGAGCUCCCCCACUCAGCAAGGACUGGCUGUCACGGUGGUUAGAACGCAAUCCUGAUUGCCGCCGUAUGAAGCAGAAGUCGCAGAAUAUCAAUUGGACAGCUAUGGCGACGUUUGAAGUCUAUUCUCACUAUUUCACCGAGCUCAAGAAGGUGAUCUAUACCCACGGCAUCACCACAUACGACACAUACAACAUGGAUGAGACCGGCUUCCGCAUAGGCGUCGGUGGCAGCCAGUGGAUCGUUACUAUGGAGAUGAAUCGCCCUCAGGUCUCUGCGUCAGAGACUUCGCGCGACUAUAUCACCUCUAUAGAAGCGAUCUCUGGUGAUGGCCAGGUUCUUAAUCCUAUGCUCGUUGUGCAAGGCGUUAACCAUCUACACCAAUAGUACACCAACACCACGCUGCCCGAUAGUUAUAUGAUUGCCACGUCAACUUCGAGGUAUUCAAAUGAUACUAUAUCAAUUGAGUGGCUAACCUUACCAUGGAGUUUAUCGAGUACUGCGACAUAAACAACAUAAUCCCUUUCUCACCACCACCACACACAUCUCAUCAUCUACAGCCUCUUAAUGUUGUCUGUUUUCCGCCAUUAAAGCAGAAUCACAAGAAAGCUGUAGAGAUGGCUACACGUAC
Messenger RNA from Paraphaeosphaeria sporulosa, 931 nucleotides. RefSeq lists its product as uncharacterized. Lineage: Eukaryota; Fungi; Ascomycota; Dothideomycetes; Pleosporales; Didymosphaeriaceae. The record is from RefSeq and is a predicted model, not a curated record. The coding region runs from base 139 to 687 and encodes 182 amino acids. The transcript has a single exon.